Molecule: messenger RNA, 4525 nt
Organism: Electrophorus electricus (electric eel)
Lineage: Eukaryota; Metazoa; Chordata; Actinopteri; Gymnotiformes; Gymnotidae
Gene: pigg
Product: phosphatidylinositol glycan anchor biosynthesis class G (EMM blood group)
Biological process (GO): GPI anchor biosynthetic process
Cellular component (GO): endoplasmic reticulum membrane
Source: RefSeq, a predicted model, not a curated record
UCGCCGUAACACGGAAAGACACGAACCAGAGGCGGCUCCGGUCAUAUAUAUAUAUAUAUUUAUAUGAUUGACUAGACGCUCCGUUCACCUUUACUGAUAAAAAUGGUUUUCAACAUGAAGGGUUAAUAGGCUGUGGACUCUUUAAAACCAACAUGUAAAGUGUCAUGGUAACCGGAGACUUGGCUAACUUUGAGUGCUAUACAGUUGAGGAUUAACGUCAGUUAGCUAGGUUACGUAGGCUGGCUCGCCAGCUGUAUAUCCUUUAUUAUAUCCUUGACACACUUUAGGAAUUGGUUCGAAAGUCACUAACUAACUAGCUAGUUUCUGACAAGGAUAUGGUCAGUUAACUAGAUAUUCAGUAGCCCUUCAAACGAUGAAAUGGCCGUUGCGGCACCUCCGCUGCACUGACAGAAAUUUGAGAGUUUAUCCAGUUAGUGAACCUUGUGUUAGCUAGCUAGCAUCACCAGGCACAAAACAAUUAAAAACCAACGCAAACUAUAGCUACGCUGGAAGCUUGCUAGUUGGGCAUUUUCGUAGCUGUCCACCAUGAGACUGAAGGCGUCGGUAUUCGCUUUGUUUUGUCUCAUAAUUGAGUUACUCGGUAUUGCCCUUUACCUGAGAGGAUUUUUUCCAGUUCCAGUGAAGUCAUCUUUAUCAUCAAAGAGCAAACUAUCGGAUCAGCCGGCCGAACCGCUGGCGGGAAGCGGGCCAAACUCAACCCAGCUCCCUCCCCCUUUAUUUAAGCGCGUGGUGAUCAUGUUGAUAGAUGCUUUGAGAGAGGACUUUGUUUUCGGCCCCAACGGGAAGAGGUUCAUGCCCUUUACGAGACAAAUCGUAGAGGAAGGGUCCUCCCACGGCUUCAUAGCCAAAGCCAGGGCCCCUACUGUCACUAUGCCAAGAAUUAAGGCCCUGACCACAGGCAGCAUUCCGGGCUUCAUCGACGUGGUGAUGAACCUCAACUCUCCAGCCCUUCUCGAGGACAACCUCAUCCGGCAGGCCAAGGACGCGGGCAAGAGGAUUGUCUUCUACGGCGACGACACGUGGGUGCGGCUCUUCCCACGGCAUUUCACAGAGCACGACGGAACCACGUCCUUCUUCGUCUCAGACUACACCGAGGUGGACAAUAACGUGACGCGUCACUUGGACAGCACCCUGAAGAGGGCCGACUGGGACGUGUUGAUCCUGCACUACCUGGGGCUCGACCACAUCGGCCACAUCAGCGGACCCCACAGCGCCCUCAUCGGGCCCAAACUCCUCGAGAUGGAUGACAUCAUCAAGAAAAUACACACCUCUCUCACAGCACGGGAGUCUGAGGACGCGCCGCCCGACCUGCUGGUGCUGUGCAGCGACCACGGCAUGUCCGAGACCGGCAGCCACGGCGGGUCGUCUGAGCCGGAGGUCAGCACCCCCCUCGUCCUCAUCAGUCUCGCCUUCCCCAGGAAAGGGGGUGCGUUCCAGCCCAGCACCGUGGAGCAGGUGGACCUGGCACCCACGCUGGCCCUGGCCCUGGCGCUGCCCAUCCCACGUAACAGCGUGGGCCGCCUCCUCCCCGCCGUGGUGGAGCAGGCUCCGCUCCGGGAACAGCUCCGCCUGCUCCACCUCAACGGCCACCAGCUCAGCUCUCUGCUCCGAGACAGCAACCCCACCUACCAAAGACAGGAUGGCUAUGAGCUGUUCCGCGUGGCAGAGAAGGCCCAUGGGAACUGGAUGAAACUCUAUCUGGAAGGCAACACUUCCGAGGUGCUGGGCAACUUGGGCAGGAAGGUGCUGAAGCAGUAUCUGGAAGCUCUGCAGUCCAUGAGCCUGGCUCUCAGCAAGCAGCUAGGCAGAUACGACAUGUACUCCAUGAUUGUAGGCAUGGGUCUCAUCUUAGAGGUACAAUGCACACGCGCACGCACUCCGUUUUGAAGCAGGACUAAUCUUGUCCUCUUCCUCAUCCCAAGUUCCAUCGCGGCUUAAAGCAGGCAGGGAGGUUUCUGCGGCUGGUUAUCUUAAAAUAUGCAGUGCACCUCCUGUUCUGAAAAACAUCCGAGACGUGCUUGACGUUCGCUGGUGUCAGAUUCUCGCCCCCUCUGGUUGACGGUCCAUUGGCAUAACUGGGCAAAACGGCAGCUGCAGUCAAAGAUUCCUUGGUCAGAGCCGCAUAGUGGUUUGGCACGCGGGGAGCGCGGCAUUAGCUUGGUGCGGCAUCAAGGUGAGCAGACGGCCUUAGCCUGAAGGGCCCCCUGCCCCCUGCACCCGCAGUCAAUCUUCAGCCAAGUCAUUAAGUGCUCCAUUAGUCUUUAGUCUGACCCUCUUUCCUCAUGGCCUCUGAAGAACUCGCCGAACUCAUCUCGAUGGCCACUUUGGAGAAUCGGACCUCGGCUGUGACUUUUCCUCACGCCGGUUGACCGAAACACCUUUUUUUCACCAUCUCAAAGUUGAAAGCUAACCAUAGAAUUAGACCAGUGUUAACAUGUUAACACUGGUCUGUAUUAAACUAAUCAUCACCAUUUCAUUAUAAUUACCACUAAUUAUGAUCAGCAUGGUUCCUUUUCCCAAUCACUUUGCGGGGCUAUUCGAAGUGAGUAGAGGCCAGCCGAGCACCCCCUGAGAACCCGCUGUAUUUUGGGAAGAUCACAUGACCCAGUAGGCCCAGCAUUCCUUGACUUUUAUUGACUGACUGUAGACUGCAGUCUUUUAAUAAUUGAUUACACCUUUAUGGGAUUGCAGAAUGGUUUGUUUUGUCAAAGGUGGCUGUCUGAAAUGAGAGUAAGCGCUCAGGAUUGUCAAGCCCUUUAAUCCGCCACCUGGAGAAUGAACGUCUAAAUUAUUACUGUAAUGCAAGAUAAUUAGGGAAAACUAUUAUAAAUUAGGACUAUUAUAUUAAGCUUGGUUAAUUUGGGAGAAGUUCCAUUUUCCCAUGGUAAGAACGUCUUAAAUGUCAUGCACAUAAUCAAUAAUAAACAUAAUCAGUAAUGAGCGUUAUGGUAAAAUUUUACUUUCAACAGUUAAGGCCCCUGUAAUUUGAGAAAAUGGACUUCGGUUUUCACUAUAAAGGCUUCUUUUCACAGCCGUCGGUCUGUUAAGGUGUUUUGCCCGAGGGUGGCGUUGAGGUGACACCCCCUGCGGCUACGUUCUGUUUCAGCAUUGUUUAAUCAUCGUGUUAAAUGAAGCGUGGCUGUUCCGGAAGUCAGCAGAUUUGCCCAGUGGAGCUCUUUUUUGUUUUUUUGGCGGCCGCUCCGCUCAUCCAACAUCGGUCUCUUCGUCCUCUUCGCCGUCACAGCCGCCUCCUCCUGAGGUUAAACUUCCGAAAGAACGCCGCCUCGCGCCGACUCAAAGGAAGAAUGCGCAUCACGAGAUCCGGCCGGCGCGGCGCGGCUCCCACGUGGCGUCUGUCACACGCAUCAACAGUGCUCGCACAUCCCUGCUUACCCGACCGACAGAACAGCAAAAAAACUCGUUUGAUGGCAUGCUUCUUUAUUUUUAGGUUUUUGUUUUCCCUCCACUCCAUCUGCGUUUUAUUAUUUAAAUGGGUCAUUUGAUGGAGGGGAAAAAAGCGUGAGGAAAUGACACACAAAAUCGUGACGCUGAACACCAAACUCCUGCAGCUGUUGGGGCGUUUCAGUUCGGUCGAUUCCUGGCUGGCAGACUGAAGGACGGAUACUGCCGUUAGUUUGGGGGUGCGGCUGCUUGUUUUUUUGAUCAUUUUAGGAUCAAAACAUGUUGAAACUUUGCAAUCCUAUUUAAACCCUUUCUUUCUGGAAUCCACAGUGUGGGAAGGCUCUAAAAGGCUCAGGGCGCCACAUGCCCUAAAGCCAUCCUUGUCGUUUUAUGUUAAUAACGAUGUCACGUUUUCAGCCAAAGCUCAGCGCAUGUGUGUGUGUGUGUGUGUGUGUGUGUGUGUGUGUGUGUGUGCCCAUGCACUGACAGGAGAUUCCGACUUGGCCUCACCCAUCUCUUUCGGUGGCGGUGUUUAUUUUUGGGGGGGGCAGGUUUACUGCGUUGCAAAAAUUGCAGAGGUCUUUGAGGUGGUUCGUUAAACGCAGUGCCCCAGCCACAGAAAGGGAAGUACAAACGAGGGAGCGCAGCAGAGCCAGGAUGAGGGGGGAGGGGGUGUGUGUGUGUGUGUGUGUGUGUGUGUGUGUGUGUGUGUGUGUGUGUGUGUGUUUGUGUGUGUGUGUAUGAGUAUGAGUGAAACUGGCAAGGACGCGGUGGCCCGUCCUCCAGAUGUCGAUGCUCUACGGAUAGGCCCCACGUGAGCAGAGUUCAUUCGGCAGCUAGGGAUAAGGAAAUCUUUCUCCCAGAUCAGUGCUGUCUUUUAAGCACUCAGCAGCUUGUAAGUGAGAGAGAGUUGGAAUCUGAUCCCCAAUCAGAAGUUGUUUCGCAUAUUCGCUUCCCUCGCAUGUUGUUCUUUCUCCAGCACAUGCGGAUGUGUCCCUCCCAGUAAAGCACGUUCACAGUUUAGGGAUUGCACGUGCAUCUGCUCAGUCUUCACACACACACACACACACACACACACACACACACACACACACACACGUUA